Messenger RNA from Scophthalmus maximus (turbot), 2577 nucleotides. RefSeq names its product tec protein tyrosine kinase (gene tec). Lineage: Eukaryota; Metazoa; Chordata; Actinopteri; Pleuronectiformes; Scophthalmidae. Bases 240 to 2228 code for a protein of 662 amino acids. The record is from RefSeq and is a predicted model, not a curated record. Gene Ontology annotation, biological process: T cell receptor signaling pathway; B cell receptor signaling pathway; adaptive immune response. The transcript has 18 exons. Gene Ontology annotation, molecular function: ATP binding; non-membrane spanning protein tyrosine kinase activity; protein binding.
CACACACUGGCUGCGGUGCACCAGAGUACAAGGAAGUGUGUGUGUGUGUGUGUGUGUGUGUGUUCUCUCUCUCACUCACUCUCAUUUCCUGAAUCCGGCUCCUCUGAUCGACAUGGACGAAGACAGAGUCACAAACUUCACCCCGGUGAACUGAAGAAGAUGAAGCUCGAAGCUCAGCGCCAGCCUGUCGCGUUCUGACGGCACCCACCAAUGGGCGGAGGGCGUGGGGCGGAGCCAGCAUGAGUGCAGACAUGCUAUUGGAGGAGACGCUCAUCAAGCGCUCGCAGCAGAAGAAAAGGACGUCGCCGCUGAACUACAAGGAGAGACUGUUCGUCCUCACCAAGAGCCGGCUGACGUACUACGAUGGCAAAGCAGAGAAGAAGUUCCGGAGAGGCUCGAUCGAGCUGAGCCGCGUCAGGUGUGUGGAGAUCGUGAAGAACGGAGGAGGAGUCAUCCCCUGCCAGAACAAAUACCCCUUUCAGGUGGUGUACGAUACCAACACACUCUAUGUCUUCACUCCGAGUCACGACAGCAGAAGUAUCUGGGUCCAGAGCCUGAAGGAGGAGAUAAACAACAACCCAGUGGUCUUGACGAAGUUUCACCCCCAGUUCUGGCUGGAGGGGGCGUGGCUCUGCUGUCGCCAGGCGGAAAAACAGGCCCCGGGCUGCGAGGAGUACAACCCGUUUGGGGACAUUUCGAGAAAACCUUUACCCCCGAUUCCUGGAGAGGAACGUAAAGAUGGGAGGCGGCGGCGGACCCAUCUUCCCCUCCCCCCGACUCCGCUCGGUGAUGACUACGAUGAUGUGGAUGACGACCACGGCGGCAGCGGCGAUGAUGAUGAUGAUGACGAGGAGGAGGUGGUGGUGGCUCUGUACGACUUCCCGGGCACCGAGUCGCACGACCUGAGCCUGGUUAGAGGAGGCGAGUACGUGAUCCUGGAAAAAUGUGAUGUCAACUGGUACAAGGCGCGCAACAAGUACGGUGAGGAAGGCUACAUCCCAAGUAACUAUGUGACGGAGAAGAAAUCUGGAAACCUGGUGCAGUUUGUCUGGUACAGUAAACAAGUCAACAGGAACAAGGCAGAGGAGCUGCUGAGGAAGGAGGACAAAGAAGGAGGGUUCAUCGUCAGGGACUCCAGCUCUCUAGGAACCUACACUGUCUCGGUGUACGCCAAGUCCACCGCAGGGGAGGGAGGUGCGGCUAUAAAACAUUACCACAUCAAGGAGACGCAAGACUCGCCUCCUCAGUUCUACCUGGCGGAGAAACACUUGUUCAGCUCCAUCCCCGACCUGAUCGAGUACCACAAGCACAACGCAGCAGGCCUUGUGGCGAGGUUGAGGUACCCCGUCAGAAAACAGGACAAGUGGGCUCCGUCCACCGCUGGAUUCAGCUACGAGAAGUGGGAGAUCAACCCCAGCGAGCUGACCUUCAUGAAGGAGCUGGGCAGCGGCCAGUUCGGUCUGGUGCGGCUCGGCAAGUGGAGGGCUCAGCACAAAGUGGCCAUCAAGGCCAUCAGAGAGCGCGCCAUGUACGAGGAGGACUUCAUCGAGGAGGCCAAGGUCAUGAUGAAACUGUCGCACCCCAAACUGGUGCAGCUGUACGGCGUGUGCAGCCAGCAGCGACCCAUCUACAUCGUCACCGAGUUCAUGGAGCAGGGCUGCCUGCUGAACUUCCUCCGGCAGCGACGGGGCAGCUUCGGCCUGGGGUCCCUGCUGAGCCUGUGCCUGGACGUCGGCGAGGGCAUGGAGCACCUGGAGGCCAACGGCUUCAUCCACAGGGAUCUGGCUGCCAGAAACUGUUUGGUGAACGACGCUCUUGUGGUGAAGGUGUCCGACUUCGGCAUGGCCAGGUACGUGUUGGACAACCAGUACACCAGUUCGUCAGGGGCUCAGUUUCCCGUGAAGUGGUCGCCGCCUGAAGUCUUCAACUUCUGCAAGUACAGCAGCAUGUCGGACGUGUGGUCGUACGGCGUGUUGAUGUGGGAGAUUUUCACCGGGGGCCGUAUGCCGUUUGAGCAGCAUCAGAACCAUGAGGUUGUUACCAUGGUGACCCAGGGUCACCGUCUGUACAGGCCCAAGAUGGCCACGGCCACCAUCUAUGACAUCAUGCAGCUCUGCUGGCACGAGCGACCGGAGGAACGUCCAUCGUUCUCGCAGCUCUGCGCGAUGAUGUACGACGCUCUGGAGGGCGACGUCCUCCCCAACGACGGCGUCGAACAGCUGGACUGACGGCGGCGCUACGUUACAUUCACGAGGCAAACUGCUGCUCCAGUACGACGAGAGACGUAAAACAUCUUAAAAUACUGUUGAGAUAAAUAAAUGUUGCACAACUCUAGAUGACAUUCUCAUGAAAAAGAAUGCUAUUACUGAUUAUUAAGAUCAGUCUACAGCAAUGAUCCCAACAAUGGGUCAGAGGAUGAACAGGGCUAAUAUAAAAAUUCUUAUUUGUCCAGUACUUUGUCAAAAUAUUGCUCUUUGUAUAUAGUAACCGACCGACCGAACUAACACAAAGUCCUCAAGACUGUUUUUAUAAUGUGUUGUAUGUCAGUGCAAUAAAGGAAAUAAAAUUUCAAAAGUC